This is a messenger RNA of Ascoidea rubescens DSM 1968, 831 nucleotides long. Its product is annotated as kinase-like protein. NCBI's taxonomy places the organism in Eukaryota, Fungi, Ascomycota, Saccharomycetes, Ascoideales, Ascoideaceae. The transcript has a single exon. Gene Ontology annotation, cellular component: cytoplasm; nucleus. Gene Ontology annotation, molecular function: ATP binding; protein serine/threonine kinase activity. Gene Ontology annotation, biological process: mitotic DNA damage checkpoint signaling; protein phosphorylation. The record is from RefSeq and is a predicted model, not a curated record. The coding region runs from base 1 to 831 and encodes 276 amino acids.
AUGCCUUUUUAUUCCAAUGGGGAUUUUUUCACUUUGAUAGCCAAAUCAGUUAACAAAAAACUAUUUCUCUCCUCAAAAGUCAAAGAUUAUAUGUUUAAGGAAUGUCUUCAAGCUGUUAAAUUUAUUCAUUCAAAAAAUAUCGUUCAUAGAGAUAUAAAAUUAGAUAACUUUUUGAUUGAUGAAAAUUGUGUUUUAAAAUUAACCGAUUUUGGAAUGUCUAUUGAUUUACAUGAAUUGGACGAAGAAAGCAGUAUCUUUAACAACGAAUGUAAUCAAAAUAUUAGAAUUGGAACAAAAUCAUAUAGAGCUCCUGAACUUUGUGACAACUAUAAUAUAAAUUCAAAUAAUAAUAAUAACAACAGUAGCAACAGUAGCAGUAAUGGCAACACUGUUUCAAAUAUCACCAAAAUUAAAAACUACUAUAAACUCGAUGUUUGGUCAUUAGCAAUAUCUUAUAUAUUAUUAUCCUCGAACAUUUCCAAACCUUGGGAAAUUGCUGACAAAAAAUCCUGUCCUUCUUUUAAAUGCUUUAGGGAUCUUUACAUCAACAACGAUCUCAACAAUAAAAUUAGAAUUAAUAACACUGACAAACAGAAUUCUUGGAUCAAAAAUUUGGUUAAAGUUAAUAAUACGAAAGAAACUGAAAAGGUCCUUAAUUUUGUUGAAAGGUUAAGUUUUGAUAGUAAGAGUGUCGUUCUUAAAAUGUUGAAUGUAGAUCCAAACACCAGAGCAUCGAUAAAUGAUGUUUGGGACAGUGAUUGGAUGAGCAAUAGAGUUGACUUUUGCACCAGAGAGGAGUUGAGGGAAUCUGUUGAGAGUAUACUUAGGUAA